AUGCCGUUGAAGAUCAAGCUUUCAAAGCAAACUUUACAGGCCUCGGAGUCAUCCCAAUCCAUGAGAGCAAGGAAACGGCGCGUGGAUUCCGAUGCAGAGCGUGAUUACUCGCGAGAGGCUACGGAGGAACCAGUUCGUCCCCGGCCGAAGAGGUCCAGGACAUACGAGACUACCGGAAGUGAUGAGGCGGUCGUCAAAGACGAAGGAGACAACGACGCCGACGUCAACGUGGAUGUUUCGUCGAGGUCGAGGAGAGGCUCGAAGUCCACUACGUCGGAGCGGAGAGGCAGUACGGCGAGCUCGAGCAAGCCAAAGCGCAAGACGCGGCAGGUCGUAUGGACCGACGACGAUGAUGAGGUAGAUCCCUCGGCCUCACCGCUGUGGACCCGGACGAUGAUGACUUCGAGCCCGAGCCCUCCGUCUACAAACGCGGUGCUGGGAAGGCCAAAGCCACGAAAGGGCCACGAGGUCCGGGCGUUCCAAGUCGAAGACCCACCUACGCCCAAGGAGAUGCCAUCAGCGUCGCGAAUACCUUUGAAGCGCGCGCCGUCAUCUGAAGACGCAGAGAUUCCUACUCAGAGCUCCGCAGGAUGCGGAGCCCCACCUCCCAAGAAACGCAAAUUGCCUCCCAUCAAGAAGAACAAGACUUCGACAACCUCCUCGACGCCUGCUGUUGCGAAACCGCCAACAACUGCACCUAAGGCCGACAGUGCCACACCAGCCAAGGACCCUGAUGGGCCUGUGGGCGUAGCGGCGAGAAAGCCUGCGGCGGCCAUGGGUGCUGCGGAUUUCGAUUUGCGAGAUGCAAGCGUAUAUGCGUCUCUGUUCAAUAAGCAAAUGCCUGAUUCGGGUCUCAACCGGAGACAACGGGAGGAAGAGCGGAAGAAGGAAUUGAAUAGGAUGCGUGACGAAGCAAGAUCGAAACGAGCUGAAGAAACUAAACACGCGUUUGACUUGCAAGCACCGCAUGACAAAAUACUCCGCUUCGAGGAGAAACUGCGUGCUCAUAGCUCCAUCGCGAUGUAUCCCAACGUCCUGGGUGCAUUCUGGAAGGAUCCGCGGAGAUGA
Messenger RNA from Fomitopsis serialis, 1068 nucleotides. RefSeq lists its product as uncharacterized. The record is from RefSeq and is a predicted model, not a curated record. Lineage: Eukaryota; Fungi; Basidiomycota; Agaricomycetes; Polyporales; Fomitopsidaceae. The coding region runs from base 1 to 1068 and encodes 355 amino acids. The transcript is spliced from 7 exons.